GGGACGGAAGGAAAACGAGUGGACUCGCUAGUUUCGCUGGAGAUGACCGAAUUGCAGCGGCUUCGCGGUGCUUCGGGAACGUUCUGGCAAAGGACAAUCUGGGGUCGGACGGUUGUCGCGGUGACGUCGGCCGUGGUGUGAGCAACAGCAACAGCCAGGAGCGCCCCGGUCGCGCCGGCCAAUCAGCGGGCAGCAGCCAAAAUGCGGUCCACGGGCGCAACUGUUGCAUCGAAUUUCCUCGAACAUACGACAAACACUCAGAAACAAAGCUCGCUACUUCACCGCCGUCGCCCUACCGUUGCCGCAAACGCACCGCCGGCCCCCAAACCACCUGCACGACCUCACAACACCGCCCGUUGGCCGCAACAUGGCCCCCCAGACGUUGCACGGCUCUUGCGCCUGCGGGCGCAACCGCUAUGUCGUCGAAAUCCCCCAGCAGCAGACGCAGCUGGCGGAGCUUCGAUACGACAACACGUCAGCUUCAAGACACCACUCGGCCAGCCCACUCACUCUCUGGCUCCGCGUGCCUCUCCAUUGGUACACCAGCGCCACCUUCGCACAGUUCCCCGACGAAGAACGAUCGAGCAUCCAGCGUACCUUUGUCUCACCCUUCGCCUCCCACUCGCGCCGCCAGUUCUGCGGAUACUGCGGCACCCAACUCACAUCAUGGCACGAGCAGACCAGGGAGGACGCCGAGCACAUUUGUCUCACCGUCGGCAGCUUGCUGGACGAAGACCAGGAGCUGCUUGGUGAGCUUGGAUACCUGCCUGGCGGAGAGAGCAGCGACGAAGACACGGUCGUACCGGGACCCUCGAGAUCAACCCAAGCUGUGACUCGAUCCGAUCAGCAGCUGCGCGGCGCACCGUGGUUCGAGGAGAUUGUCAAGAACACGGCACUGGGACACUUCAAGCAGCAGCGAGGCGGGCACACGUCGCGCGACGGCAGCGUCAAGGUCGAGUGGGAGGUCGUCGAGUGGACCGAGGGAGACGAUGCAGACGACGAGGGCGGUGUCACACCCAGCAAGAGAAAGAUCGGCCAGGUCGAGGAGACCGACACCGAGAUGCGAAGCGCCUAAGUUUCGCGUGCUUGAUGUGUACGUUGGGUUGCUAGAUUAGGGUGCUCACGCGUUAGGGACAAGGAAAAGGGUAAUGGAUAGGGAUGGAUAGGAGCGGCGCAUCAUGUUACGGCGCACAACAUCUGGCUUCUUACGGACUGAAAAAAUGCUGUGAAAACAGCUGUAUAGUCGGUCAGGCCAGUCUUUUAGCACAUUGGUAUGGCGUUGAUUCAGGCCAGCCUUUUAGGCAAUCUCACAAUUCAAGAAUCACGCAUGUUGAAGGCGAUGGACAAGUUAUACAGUACAAAUUGACUCCCGUCAAGUACG
This is a messenger RNA of Paraphaeosphaeria sporulosa, 1381 nucleotides long. RefSeq lists its product as uncharacterized. The transcript is spliced from 2 exons. Bases 368 to 1075 code for a protein of 235 amino acids. NCBI's taxonomy places the organism in Eukaryota, Fungi, Ascomycota, Dothideomycetes, Pleosporales, Didymosphaeriaceae. The record is from RefSeq and is a predicted model, not a curated record.